CGGUUGUCGUCUGUUCGUGUGGCAGAUUAACCAGUGUCGAAAAUGGCCAAGUCGAAGAACCACACCACUCACAACCAGUCUCGUAAAGCCCACAGGAACGGCAUUAAGAAGCCCAGAUCUCAACGCAAUGAGAGCCAGAAGGGGGUCGACCCCAAGUUCCUUAGGAAUAUGCGCUUUGCUAAGAAGCACAACAAGAGGGGCAUGAAGGCCGCACAGAAGGCCGCCAAGGAGAAAUAAACUACUUUCCUGUCACCUCCAGUGUCAACGUUCCAGAUUGUGUUACCAUCAUCACAAUAAAGCAAUGCUUUGUUAAUAAACCAA
Messenger RNA from Acanthochromis polyacanthus (spiny chromis), 321 nucleotides. It is a transcript of the gene rpl29, whose product is annotated as ribosomal protein L29. The record is from RefSeq and is a predicted model, not a curated record. Gene Ontology annotation, molecular function: structural constituent of ribosome. Gene Ontology annotation, biological process: cytoplasmic translation. The transcript is spliced from 4 exons. Gene Ontology annotation, cellular component: ribosome; cytosolic large ribosomal subunit. The coding region runs from base 43 to 237 and encodes 64 amino acids. NCBI's taxonomy places the organism in Eukaryota, Metazoa, Chordata, Actinopteri, Pomacentridae.